GCACCGGCUGUCGCAGCAACAAGCUCCUGUGGCCGCCGGCACCGUCCACGGAGGAGCAGCGCCCGCCCUCCCCGCCCCCUCCACCGAUUCCCUUCUCGGCGGGGACUCGCCGCCCGGCGGCAGCCCGCGCCUCCUCCUGGUCAACUUUGAGCCGGAGGAGAAGCAACUUUGACAGUGGCUGCGGGUUUCGAGUCCCGAUUCUCCCCGGCAGCCGUGGCCUCGCAAGUCGCCUGGGUUAGGGGGGGGAGGGCAAGAGUUUCCUGGGCGCAGCUGUGCAGCGGCUGGCUGUUUUGCAACCUGUUUCCAGCGAGCGGGGAACGGGCUUGCAGCUACUAGUCAUCCGAAGGAGGUGAACUUCUUCCCCUUAGCUCACCUCGCCGGCUCCUGGAGAAGCUGUAUCGCCAGGAUGUAAAUAGGCAGAGCCACCGUUACCGAGAAGGCGAUCACCCCAAGGCAGGGCGGAGCGUGGGGCUUCGUCCGGGCUCCUCUCAGGCGCAACAUUGAAUCCACAGUCAGGUGUCGGUUGCAACUUUUCAAGGUCAGCCACCGGGAGCAGAGAGUCCCUCUCGGAGCCUUGGGGCUUCGCAGCGCUCGGGCUGGAUUUGGCUGAGACAUGCACCGGACGCCAGACGAGGAAGGAUCGUAGCGCCGGAGGGUGGUGACCCCCCAAUCCCAUCCCCCCCAAGCUCCGGGUAAUCUCCCGUUCCCCGCUCUCCGGGCGGCCGUGUGUGACAUGUGUCUAACUCUCAGCAGCAACUUAGGCAGCAGGUGUCGGUCCUAAGCAGGAGCCGCGGCUGCCGGGCGCACCCUCACCGAGCCAUGCCGGGCAGGAGCGCGCCUCUCGCCCGCACCUCGCGGUCGCUGCUCCUGCUCCAGCUCCAGCUCCUGCUCCUGCUCAAGGUUUCUGCCUCUGCUGCUCGCGGGUCCGCCCCUGCGCCCAGGAACGAAACUUGUCUGGGGGAAAGCUGCUCACCUACAUUGAACCAGCGGCGCAGCAGGGACGCUUGGGGGCCGGGUCAUUCUGCGGGAGCCCCUCCGCUCACCCGCGCGCCCCGGGAGGGGGAGCGAGAAGCCGCGGUGCGCGUGGCGCCCCCGUGGGACCUGCCGGCAACCCGGAGCGGUGACCCGGGUGCGGGCAGAGGGGCGGAGGCGUCGGCGGCGGAGCCCUCGGGACCUCCAGCCAGACCACCUGGCGCCUGGAGGUGGAGAGGUGCCCGGGACCCGGAGCCCCCUGGACCUCUGGGGAGAGGGAACCCCACCGGUCUCCAGCUCUUCCUUCAGACCUCAGAGGAAAAGGAGAAGGGUCCUGGAGGCGCUGGCAUUUUCGGGCGCAGCCAGGAGCCCGGUGUGAGGACGGAACCCGGAGCCGGCGACCUUUAUUACUGGCCAAGGAGAGCCGGGAGACACCAAGGGUCCCACCACGACUCCCCCUCCAAGACGGGGGGCGAAGGGCGGAUGAUUGCACCCCCCGGGAGGGCGCUGGCUCAGAAUGGGUCCUCGGGUGAAGGGCUCCACGAACGCGAGGAUCCCCGCCGGCGAAACAGCACAAACCGGCGCUUGCGCCUGAAGAACCCUUUCUACCCGUUGACCCAGGAGUCGUACGGAGCGUACGCGGUCAUGUGUCUGUCGGUGGUGAUCUUCGGGACGGGCAUCAUUGGCAACCUGGCGGUGAUGUGCAUCGUGUGUCAUAACUACUACAUGCGGAGCAUCUCCAACGCCCUCUUGGCCAACCUGGCCUUCUGGGACUUCCUCAUCAUCUUCUUCUGCCUCCCACUCGUCAUCUUUCACGAGCUGACCAAGAAGUGGCUGCUGGAAGAUUUCUCCUGCAAGAUUGUGCCCUACAUCGAGGUUGCUUCGCUGGGAGUCACGACCUUCACCUUGUGUGCUCUGUGCAUAGACCGCUUCCGGGCUGCCACCAACGUGCAGAUGUACUAUGAGAUGAUAGAAAACUGCUCCUCCACAACCGCCAAGCUGGCUGUCAUAUGGGUGGGCGCCCUCCUGCUGGCGCUUCCAGAAGUCGUCCUUCGCCAGCUGAGCAAGGAGGACUCGGGCUUCAGUGGCCGCGCCCCCGCGGAACGCUGCGUCAUCAAGAUCUCCCCGGACCUGCCCGACACCAUCUACGUCUUGGCCCUCACCUACGACGGCGCCAGGCUCUGGUGGUAUUUCGGCUGUUACUUCUGUCUGCCCACGCUGUUCACCAUCACCUGCUCCUUGGUGACGGCGCGGAAAAUCCGCCAGGCGGAGAAAGCCUGCACCCGCGGGAACAAGCGGCAGAUCCAGCUGGAGAGCCAGAUGAACUGCACGGUGGUGGCCCUGACCAUCUUGUACGGGUUCUGCAUCAUCCCCGAGAACAUCUACAACAUCGUUACCGCCUACAUGGCCACCGGGGUUUCCCAGCAGACCAUGGACCUGCUGCACAUCAUCAGCCAGUUCCUGCUGUUCUUCAAGUCCUGCGUCACGCCGGUCAUCCUCUUCUGCCUGUGCAGGCCCUUCAGCAGGGCCUUCAUGGAGUGCUGCUGCUGCUGCUGCGACGAGUGCGCGCAGAAGUCCUCCGCGGCCGCCAGCGACGACAAUGACAACGAGUUCACCACCGAGCUGGAGCUGUCCCCGUUCAGCACCAUCCGCCGCGAAAUGUCCACCUUCGCUUCUGUCGGGACUCAUUGCUGAAGGACGCUGGGUUUGGUUCGAUUUUUUUUAUUUUUUAUUUUCAUACCCCGGGAAAGGUUUUACUUCCUAUUUUUUUCCUGACUGGGAAAGACAUGCAGACAGAAGAGAGAACUAUUAACUGCCGUAGAACUGAUUUUGCAAAUUAAUAUUUGUGCUUUGGAAAAAAAAAAAAAGGUUUAUAUUUAGUUAUUUAAGAAGUCUGAGGAGGCCAAUAGUUUUAGAUAAUGUUAUCUGGUAUGGUGCUAAUAUUUUCUUUUGGGGAAAAAAAGUUCUCGCACCUUAACGAAUUGCUAAUUUUCUUUCUUUUCAAAAUAUAAUCACUGUAAGUUGAUGAUAGCCAUGUGAUUUUGUAGGUUAUAUUACGUUUGAGUUGUAAUUGAAAGUAUAUUGUAUAUAUUCUAUAUCAUGAGAUGAUUUGUAGAUAAGAAACAUUCACAAAGUAGCACCAAAUAAAUGACACUUUAUUCUUUAA
Messenger RNA from Eptesicus fuscus (big brown bat), 3139 nucleotides. RefSeq names its product G protein-coupled receptor 37 (gene GPR37). Gene Ontology annotation, cellular component: plasma membrane; signaling receptor complex. Gene Ontology annotation, molecular function: prosaposin receptor activity; G protein-coupled peptide receptor activity. The transcript has 2 exons. NCBI's taxonomy places the organism in Eukaryota, Metazoa, Chordata, Mammalia, Chiroptera, Vespertilionidae. Gene Ontology annotation, biological process: adenylate cyclase-inhibiting G protein-coupled receptor signaling pathway; positive regulation of MAPK cascade. The record is from RefSeq and is a predicted model, not a curated record. Bases 820 to 2667 code for a protein of 615 amino acids.